Canariomyces notabilis is the source of this 868-nucleotide messenger RNA. RefSeq lists its product as uncharacterized. The record is from RefSeq and is a predicted model, not a curated record. Bases 125 to 775 code for a protein of 216 amino acids. The transcript has 2 exons. NCBI's taxonomy places the organism in Eukaryota, Fungi, Ascomycota, Sordariomycetes, Sordariales, Chaetomiaceae. Gene Ontology annotation, molecular function: protein binding.
CCCGCCGAUACCCCGUCCUCCGACCGUAUCCCGGACAGCCCCCCUUCAGCCUGAAGUCAGCACGGCGUAACCCAACUCAACCCUGCGCCUUGACCGCAACACAUCCGGAUCGCGCAGCAGAGCCAUGGCUGGUCAAGCAGGAAACCACGAGGAGCACGAGGGCGCCUCAACCGCCGAACUGCUGAUCGAAGCCUGCCGGCGCAACAACACCGACCUCCUCUCGGAAAUCCUCUCCUCGUUUGACGGCGACGAAGAAGCCGCGGCGGCCGUCCUCAACAAGACCACCACCGUGCUAGGCAACCAUCUCUACCACGAGGCCGCGCUGCAGGGGAAUUACGAGGUGAUCGACAUGCUGCUGGACCAGCCCGGGUUCGAGUGCGACCCGGUCAACCGCGUCGAGGGGGACACGCCGCUGCACUCGGCGAUACGCUGGAUCAACUCGGAGCCCGAGGGGCAGCGCGAGUUUGGCAACGCCCUGGUCGAGAUGAUGCUCGAGGCCGGCUCCAACCCCAGGAUCAAGAACAAGGGCGGCCUGACGCCGCUGCAGCUGGUCGACCCGCGAAACGAGGGCCUGAAGGAGCUCAUCAGGAAGCAUGAGUAUGCAGCGCUGAACGCGGGGGAUUUUGUCCCCGUCGACGAGGUCAAGGGCGGCAAGGGCCUCUUAGCAACGUCCCGGGCGCAGCAGGAGGACGAAGGAGAUGACGAUGCUGAGUUUAGCGGGAGUGAUGAGGAGGAGAGGGCCGAGUGGGAAAGGAGGAAGGCGAAAAGGGGUUGAGCUCAGGGGGCUCAGGACUGUUUUGGCGUGAUGUAGACUCUAGAUGGGAUACCCAGCGGCGAGAGAGGUCGCCUACACGUUAGCUGGAUGGUG